Molecule: messenger RNA, 575 nt
Organism: Chroicocephalus ridibundus (black-headed gull)
Lineage: Eukaryota; Metazoa; Chordata; Aves; Charadriiformes; Laridae
Gene: MRPS16
Product: mitochondrial ribosomal protein S16
Exons: 3
Coding region: 81-479 (132 amino acids)
Biological process (GO): mitochondrial translation
Cellular component (GO): ribosome; mitochondrial small ribosomal subunit
Molecular function (GO): structural constituent of ribosome
Source: RefSeq, a predicted model, not a curated record
CGGAGCCACCGCGCCCCCGCCGGCGCCACCACGCCCCCGCCGUCAUCGCGCCGCGACGCAGCGAGGGCCCGGCCGCCGCCAUGGUGCAGCUCGGCAGCCGCCUCCUGAGGGGUUACCGCGGCGGGCACGUCGUGAUCCGCUUCGCCCUGGGAGGCUGCACCAACCGGCCCUUCUUCCGCAUCGUGGCGGCGCACAGCCGGCGCGCCCGCGACGGGAAGUACCUGGAGCAGCUGGGCUGCCUCGACCCGCUGCCCAACGCCCACGGCGAGCGGGUGGCGGGGCUCAACCUGGAGCGGCUGCGCCACUGGCUGGGCUGCGGCGCGCAGCUCUCCCGCCCCGCUGAGAAGCUCCUGGGUCUGGCGGGGUUCCUGCCGCUCCACCCCAUGACGGUAACCGGCGCCGAGCGGCUGCGGCGGCGGGCGCGGGAGGCCGCCGCGCCCCCAGCGGACGGCUCGGCUGGGCCCGGCGACGCGCCCUGAGACGCCCCGGGCGAGGGGCCGGCGAGCGGCGGCCCAGGGCUGCACCCUGCCCCGUCGGCGCACCUGGAGGCAUUAAAGGGUCGUUUGCACACUCUG